This is a messenger RNA of Vitis vinifera (wine grape), 2075 nucleotides long. RefSeq lists its product as uncharacterized. The coding region runs from base 631 to 1878 and encodes 415 amino acids. The transcript is spliced from 4 exons. The record is from RefSeq and is a predicted model, not a curated record. NCBI's taxonomy places the organism in Eukaryota, Viridiplantae, Streptophyta, Magnoliopsida, Vitales, Vitaceae.
AAACGAAAGUGAAUCCCAGCGCAACAAGCUAUUCUUAGGCAUGGAAAGCAAUGCAUAGCAUAUUCUUUGUCUUCAAAAAAUAAAAAGCCCAACCAAAACUGAAAACAAUAAAAACAAAAACAUUUGAUGAAAAACAAAACACUGUCAAAAAUUUGUGACAACAAACAACUUCAUCACCCAUUUUCUUGAGAGCUUGCUUGGUGAAGAUUAAAAGAGGGAAGUUUUUUUUUUUUUUUCAUGUAAAUUAAUAUCUGUUAAAGGAAAGUUUUAAUUUUUCUUGGUGAAUUUGUUUUUUCCAUUGCCCUCUGUUUGAUUGCUGGAAAAUGGUGGAAAAGAGACGAAUAAGAAGAUUUUGAGUUUUGCGUUUUAUGCUUGUUUUGUUUAUUUGAUAAUGAAAAACUUGACUCUACUGAGACAAAUAGUUGUGGUGGGUUCAGUGCAGUUGAGAUUUAAAAUUCUGAUUUAUUUUCUUCCCGACAUUUUCUCAGCAGCCAAACACAGCCGAGGUUUUUUUUUUUUUUUCCUUUUUUUCCCCUUUUUUCUCAUGAUGAUCUUUGGCUAAAGUCUGGGUUUGGUGCUUGACAAAAGGUUUUGCACAUUGGAAUUUGGCGGAGGAAUAUUGUAGCAAUCAUGAGAUUUAAGAAAGGGAGUAAGGUGGAGGUACUGAGCAAAAGGAAGGUGCCAUCAGGUUCUUGGAUUAGUGCUGAGAUAAUAUGUGGUAAUGGACACAACUAUACUGUUAGAUAUGAUGGCCAUCAAAGCAAUAUUGAUGAGGCAAUUGUGGAAAGGGUACCUGGGAGUGCCAUUAGGCCUUGUCCUCCUCCAGUGGAAGGUCCAGAGGGUUGGAUUCCUGGUGACAUUGUAGAAGUGUUUGACAACUUCUCAUGGAAAAUGGCAACUGUCUCAAAGGUUCUGGGAAAGAAGUAUUUUUUGGUUAGGCAUCUUGGGUCCUCACUGGAAUUUAAAGUCAGAAAAUAUGAUCUUCGGGUGAGACAAUCAUGGCAAGAUGACAAGUGGAUCGUGAUUGGAAAGAGUUCUGGGACUUUUGAAGACAGAAAACCCAGUGGUCCUCCAACACACAACUAUAUUCAAAAUUCAAGCUUCCAAGUCCAAGAAAUGGAUACAAGGAUGAAACUAUCAAGGAAAGAUAAUUGUUUUACUGUUAAGAACAAUGCCGAUUUCCCGGAAUCUCGUAUUGCUUCCUCUAGAACUCUGAAGCGAGGAUCACCAUUUGGCUAUUCUCAAGUUGAAGCAUAUGCUGGAAGUGCUCAAAAAUUUAGAUUGACUGAGAAAGAGGGUAGGCUUCAUCGAGCUGUUGCAGCGAAUGCAUCUCUGUUACCUGAAAAGGUAGAGGCUGUUGCUUCCCCACGAGAAAUGCUGGGUGAAAAUUACAUGCAUGCUUCCUUUAACAGCAGACCCACUGGGUAUUCUGAAAUGGAUGUGGAGAGGGCAAAAACAAAUGGUGCUGUUGGGGGUUCACAUGCAGUAAGCUUAGGACAUAAUGAUGCUGAUAGUGUUACAUGCUCUGUUGGUAGUUGUAGCAUCACUAGCAAUAAUCCCUAUAAGUUGCUUCAUCAUUUUUCUACAGGGCCUAGUGAAAAUGAUGAUUGUAGUGAUGCUGAAUCUUUUUGUCGGUUGGGGUAUGAGGAAGGAAAUUGUCUCCUUCCUACAAAAGAGGAAUUGGCAGCAGAAAUCCAUAGGUUAGAGUUGCAUGCCUACCGUUGCACUAUAGAGGCAUUGCAUGCGUCAGGACCCUUAAGUUGGGAGCAAGAAACACUGGUGACAAACCUUCGUCUUUCUCUCCAUAUAUCAAAUGAUGAACAUUUGAUGGAGCUAAGGAAUUUAGUUUCUGCUGAUAUUAGCAUUCCAAGUAGUUGACAGGAAAAACUUGGAGUUCUUUUUCCCCUUUUUUCUGUUCUGUAAGUAGAAUCUUUUUUACUUGAUGACUUCAAAACAUUGUAAGAAACAGGAUAACUGUUUUUUCUGCUGCUUCCUUUUUAGUUAUACAUGUUAUGGUCUAGUUUGGAACAUUUGUACCACCAAUUCUUACAAAGUAAUGAAUGUUUUGAUGCUCA